Bradysia coprophila is the source of this 6062-nucleotide messenger RNA. RefSeq lists its product as uncharacterized. NCBI's taxonomy places the organism in Eukaryota, Metazoa, Arthropoda, Insecta, Diptera, Sciaridae. The record is from RefSeq and is a predicted model, not a curated record. Gene Ontology annotation, cellular component: cytoskeleton.
ACAGCAAUUCAUUCUAUAACGAACGGUCGACCAGUAAACACCACCUCGAAUCCAACGUGAAAUAUAUAUUUUUUUUCAAUAUAUUUACACAGAGCAAUAUAACAGAAACUCGAAGUGAAGAAAAAGCGCGCAGCACAAAACUUACAUCAAUUUUUGUUUAACGUUAUUGUUUGUCGUUAGAUUUUUGUUUGAUAAAUUGAUUUUGUGGAAUCGAGUGAUAUUUUCAUAUAUGUGCCAAGCACAUUAUAACUCCACGGAGCUUUUUGUGUGUUUUUGUUUGCUGUGUUUUAUAUCGCCGUGUAUGUGAAACAAAUAUUGGACUAACUUAUUUGUGAAUAUUGAUGGUGUUACUGUGACUGGUAAUUGAUAAAUCCAGUGUUGAUAAACAAAGCGAAAUUGGAUUAUUUAACCAUUUUUAACACUCGAAAUUGGAUAUUUAGUUGGUUACUGUUAACAAGGUUCUACCGAUUCAAACGAAGGAAUUAGUCGAAGCCACUAAAAUUGAUCAACAUUAAUACACAACAAAAUGGGCGUCGGUUUCAAGCAAAAUCAAUGGACACCUACACCGAGACGUGGACCUAUUGCGGCUGAAAUGAAAUCACCCGGACCGGCUUUGGUGGACUUACCGCCACUUUUAGGUUAUAAAAAAAUAGCCGAGUCGUCCAAACCAACAGCUGCCGCAUUCAGUUUUGGAAAACGUCAUACGCACAUAUCCCGUGAUGAUACUGUUGGCCCUGGUCCAGCAGAGUACGAUGUGUCUGGUCUCGGCUCUAAAGGAAAAGUUAUUCCUCGCGAAAUAACACUGGCCAGCAGACCACUACCACGAAAACAAUUUCAAACACCCGCUCCAGGCGAAUACAAUGUAGAUAAAUUAGAUAAAUCGAAACUUCAAUCGGGUGGAUGUAUACGAGGGUAUACGUUUGGACAUCCGAAUCCGUCGAUAAAGUCUAGUCACACGCCAGCUCCAGGUACAUACAGUCCGGAAAAAGUAGUUUUAAAUAAAUCGCCGAAAUUUUCGUUUGGUAUCAAAACUCAUAGGAAAAUUGUAAAUGAUAAUCCAGCACCUGGCACGUACAGUCCCGAGAGAUUAGUAGGUAAAUCGCCGAAAUAUACGUUUGGAUUGAAAACAAUUCAUGAGAAGCCCAAUGAAACACCAGGUCCAAGUGCUUACCACACUGAACGUGUUGUUGUGAAGAGUAAGCAGCCACCAGCUUAUAGUUUCGGCAUUAAGUCUAAUCCUGUAAAAUCAGUUGACACCCCCUCACCUAAUGCUUAUAGGCCUGAAAAGCCUAUGCAUACGCCUAGGUAUAGUUUUGGAGUUAAAUUAAAUCAUGAAAAAACCAGUGAUACGCCAGCGCCUGGUCAUUAUAAUGCCGAAAAAGUGCAAUUAGAUCAUACACCAGCUUAUAGUUUUGGUAUCAAAAUUAAUCACGAUAAACCGAGUAUGAACCCAGCACCCGGAGCAUAUGAGCCUGAGAAAGUACACUUAGACUCGAGUCCUUCGUACAGUUUUGGAACCAAAAACUAUAAUGUGGCUGAGAAUAAUUAUCCUGCGCCCGGAGCUUAUGAACCAGAAAAAGUAAAUCUUGAACAUUCACCGGCAUACAGUUUCGGCAUUAAGGCUAAUAUGGUGCAAUCGAAUGACACUCCAGCACCUUCUGCAUAUCAAAAUUCGAGUGUCGAAACAAAGAGCAGUCCUGCCUACUCGUUUGGAAUAAAGUCAGAUCUGACUAAGCCUAAUAUCAAUCCAGCACCAGGCGCAUAUUCUCCAGAGAAAUUCAGAUCAGACAACAACCCUUCGUACUCAUUCGGAAACAAAACUAAUCUUGAAAAACCUAGCGAGACACCCGCUCCAGGCGCAUACAGCCCAGAAAAAUGUAAUGGGGAACACACUCCUGCGUAUUCGUUCGGAAUUCGUGACAAUCAUGAAAAACCAAAUGGAGUUCCUGCACCUGGUGCAUAUUCUCCAGAAAAAUUCAGAUCAGACAACAACCCUUCCUACUCAUUCGGAAACAAAACUAAUUCUGAAAAACCUAGCGAGACACCCGCUCCAGGCGCAUACAGCCCAGAAAAAUGUAAUUCUGAUCACACUCCUGCCUAUUCGUUCGGAAUUCGUGACAAUCAUGAAAAACCAAAUGGAGUUCCUGCACCCGGAGCAUAUUCUCCAGAGAAGUUCAGAUCAGACAACAAUCCAUCGUUCACAUUUGGAAAUAAAACAAAUAUCGAAAAACCUAGCGAGACACCCGCUCCAGGCGCAUACAGCCCAGAAAAAUGUAAUACCGAUCACACUCCUGCCUAUUCGUUCGGAAUUCGUGACAAUCAUGAAAAACCAAAUGGAGUUCCUGCACCCGGAGCAUAUUCUCCAGAGAAAUUCAGAUCGGAUAUCAAUCCUGCGUUCUCAUUCGGAAAUAAAACAAAUAUCGAUAAACCAAGCGAGACACCCGCUCCAGGAGCAUACAGUCCGGAAAAAUGCAGUUUAGAACACACUCCUGCGUAUUCGUUUGGAAUUCGUGACAACCAUGAUAAACCAAAUGGCGUUCCCGCACCCGGUGCAUAUUCUCCAGAAAAGUUCAGAUCAGACAACAAUCCAUCGUUCACAUUUGGAAAUAAAACUAAUCUAGAAAAACCUAGCGAUAAUCCUGCUCCAUGCGCAUACAGCCCGGAAAAAUGCAAUUUAGAACACACUCCUGCGUAUUCGUUCGGAAUUCGUGACAAUAAUGAAAAACCAAAUGGAGUUCCAGCACCUGGAGCAUAUUCUCCAGAGAAAUUCAGAUCAGAUAAUAAUCCUUCCUACUCAUUCGGAAACAAAACUAAUCUUGAAAAACCUAGCGAUACACCCGCUCCAGGCGCAUACAGCCCAGAAAAAUUUAAUUCCGAUCACACUCCUGCCUAUUCGUUCGGAAUUCGUGACAAUCAUGAAAAACCAAAUGGAGUUCCUGCACCCGGAGCAUAUUCUCCAGAGAAAUUCAGAUCGGAUAUCAAUCCUGCGUUCUCAUUCGGAAAUAAAACAAAUCUCGAUAAACCAAGCGAGACACCCGCUCCAGGAGCAUACAGUCCGGAAAAAUGCAGUUUAGAACACACUCCUGCCUAUUCGUUUGGAAUUCGUGACAAUAAUGAAAAACCAAAUGGAGUUCCAGCACCCGGAGCAUAUUCUCCAGAGAAAUUCAGAUCAGACAACAAUCCUGCGUUCUCAUUCGGAAAUAAAACAAAUCUCGAUAAACCAAGCGAGACACCCGCUCCAGGAGCAUACAGCCCGGAAAAAUGCAAUUUAGAACAAACUCCUGCGUAUUCGUUUGGAAUUCGUGACAACCAUGAUAAACCAAAUGGAGUUCCCGCACCCGGUGCAUAUUCUCCAGAGAAGUUCAGAUCAGACAACAAUCCAUCGUUCACAUUUGGAAAUAAAACUAAUCUAGAAAAACCUAGCGAUAAUCCUGCUCCAUGCGCAUACAGCCCGGAAAAAUGCAAUUUAGAACACACUCCUGCGUAUUCGUUCGGAAUUCGUGACAAUAAUGAAAAACCAAAUGGAGGUCCUGCACCCGGUGCAUAUUCUCCAGAGAAAUUUAGAUCAGACAACAAUCCAUCGUUUACAUUCGGCAAUAAAACUAAUCUCGAAAAACCUAGCGAUAAUCCUGCUCCAUGCGCAUACAGUCCGGAAAAAUGCAAUUUAGAACACACUCCUGCGUAUUCGUUCGGAAUUCGUGACAAUAAUGAAAAACCAAAUGGAGUUCCUGCACCCGGUGCAUAUUCUCCAGAGAAAUUUAGAUCAGACAACAAUCCAUCGUUUACAUUCGGCAAUAAAACUAAUCUCGAAAAACCUAGCGAUAAUCCUGCUCCAUGCGCAUACAGUCCGGAAAAAUGCAAUUUAGAACACACUCCUGCCUAUUCGUUUGGAACUCGUGACAAUAAUGAAAAACCAAAUGGAGUUCCUGCACCCGGUGCUUAUUCUCCAGAGAAGUUCAGAUCUGACAACAAUCCAUCGUUCACAUUUGGAAACAAAACUAGUCUCGAAAAACCUAGCGAUAAUCCUGCUCCAUGUGCAUACAGUCCGGAAAAAUGCAAUUUAGAACACACUCCUGCCUAUUCGUUCGGAAUUCGUGACAAUAAUGAAAAACCAAACGGAGUUCCUGCGCCUGGUGCUUAUUCUCCAGAGAAGUUCAGAUCAGACAACAAUCCAUCGUUCACAUUUGGAAAUAAAACUAAUCUCGAAAAACCAAGCGAGACACCUGCUCCAUGCGCAUACACUCCGGAAAAAUGCAAUUUAGAACACACUCCUGCGUAUUCGUUCGGAAUUCGUGACAAUAAUGAAAAACCAAAUGGAGUUCCUGCACCCGGUGCAUAUUCUCCAGAGAAAUUUAGAUCAGACAACAAUCCAUCGUUUACAUUCGGCAAUAAAACUAAUCUCGAAAAACCAAGCGAGACACCCGCUCCAGGAGCAUACAGUCCGGAAAAAUGCAGUUUAGAACACACUCCUGCCUAUUCGUUUGGAACUCGUGACAAUAAUGAAAAACCAAAUGGAGUUCCAGCACCCGGAGCAUAUUCUCCAGAGAAGUUUAGAUCAGACAACAAUCCAUCGUUCACAUUUGGAAAUAAAACUAGUCUCGAAAAACCUAGCGAUAAUCCUGCUCCAUGUGCAUACAGUCCGGAAAAAUGCAAUUUAGAACACACUCCUGCCUAUUCGUUCGGAAUUCGUGACAAUAAUGAAAAACCAAACGGAGUUCCUGCGCCUGGUGCUUAUUCUCCAGAGAAGUUCAGAUCAGACAACAAUCCAUCGUUCACAUUUGGAAAUAAAACUAAUCUCGAAAAACCAAGCGAGACACCUGCUCCAUGCGCAUACAGCCCGGAAAAAUGCAAUUUAGAACACACUCCUGCCUAUUCCUUCGGAAUUCGUGACAAUCAUGAAAAACCAAAUGGAGUUCCUGCACCCGGAGCAUAUUCUCCAGAGAAAUUCAGAUCAGAUAACAAUCCUGCGUUCUCAUUCGGAAAUAAAACAAAUCUCGAUAAACCAAGCGAGACACCCGCUCCAGGAGCAUACAGUCCGGAAAAAUGCAGUUUAGAACACACUCCUGCCUAUUCGUUUGGAACUCGUGACAAUAAUGAAAAACCAAAUGGAGUUCCUGCACCCGGUGCAUAUUCUCCAGAGAAAUUCAGAUCAGACAACAAUCCCGCGUUCUCAUUCGGAAAUAAAACAAAUCUCGAUAAACCAAGCGAGACACCUGCUCCAUGCGCAUACAGCCCGGAAAAAUAUGUUUCAGAUACCUCGCCUGCAUUUACAUUUGGCUGUAAAUAUGAAGACCACUACCGCAGUAUUACUCCAGCUCCUUCAGCUUAUCGAGUUGAAGACGUAAACUUAGACCAUAUGCCAUCUUUUACAUUUGGGGGAAGACACUCCUUGGAAAAGCCAAAUAACAAUCCCGCUCCAUGUGCCUAUGAACCGGAAAAAGUAAAUCUCGAUCACACACCUUCUUACACAUUUGGUGCAAAAACGAAUCAUACGAAGACAAAUGAUACUCCGGCACCCGGUUCAUAUAUGCCAGAGAAAGUUAAUCUAGACCAUUCUCCCGCCUUCACAUUCGGCCAAAAAAUAAUUCAAAAGACAAUCAAUGACACACCAGCUCCGAAUGAAUACAAAAUACCGUCUGUAUUGGGAUGUAGCAAAGAGGGUAAAAUAAAGUCUGCACCAGCGUUCACAAUCAUCGGCCGAGCCAAACCAUCAAAAUCACUGUCAGCCAAUUUUCCCGGUCCAGGAAUGUACGAUGGCAAUUUUGAAUUACUCAUUAAAAAACCACCACAAUAUUCAAUGGGUGAUCGAGUAGGUAAAAGUAACAGUAAAUUUGGUCCGGGACCGGGAGCACACUCACCGGAAAAGAUUAACCUCUCGCACGUUCCUGCAUACAGUUUCGGCAUAAAACAUUCUCCAUAUUUGGGCCAAUUUCCUCAACUCAAUACGAUGAUGAUUCAAUGAAUUGGUCAAUGUGGUAUUGUUAUAAAAAACGCUUUGAACUAUAAAAUAACGCCUGUUAUAUACGAAAUUCUAAUAAAAUAAAGAGAAACAAAAGAAAUUA